Messenger RNA from Salvelinus namaycush (lake trout), 2894 nucleotides. RefSeq names its product ABC transporter F family member 4-like. The coding region runs from base 147 to 2894 and encodes 915 amino acids. The record is from RefSeq and is a predicted model, not a curated record. NCBI's taxonomy places the organism in Eukaryota, Metazoa, Chordata, Actinopteri, Salmoniformes, Salmonidae. The transcript has 5 exons.
AAGGCACUUCGAUUUUUCAGACUCUGAUUGUGUACGUGCAAGUUAUCGGAACCCUCAAGAUCCAGAACGAGACGGCGAACAAAGGCCUGCGCAGGCCUGCGCGAAGUGAACCUGGAGUAUCAGCCUAGCUCAGGCACCUUGGCAGAAUGUACCCCAUGGAUCCAGAGAGGCACAGUCACCAGAGGGAGUAUGGCGCACCAGAAACAUGCAGUCAGCGGAGGGAGUAUGAAGAACCAGAGACAUGCAGUCAGAGGAGGGAGUAUGAAGAACCAGAGAGAUGCAGUCAGCGGAUGGAGUAUAGGGAACCAGAGACAUGCAGUCAGCAGAUGGAGUAUAGGGAACCAGAGACAUGCAGUCAGCGGAUGGAGUAUAGGGAACCAGAGACAUGCAGUCAGCGGAUGGAGUAUGAAGAACCAGAGACAUGCAGUCAGCGGAGGGAGUAUGAAGAACCAGAGAGAUGCAGUCAGCGGAGGGAGUAUGGAGUACCAGAGAGGUACAGUCGGCGGAAGGAGUAUGGAGAACCAGAGACAUGCAGUCAGCGGAGGGAGUAUGAAGAACCAGAGAGAUGCAGUCAGCGGAGGGAGUAUGGAGAACCAGAGAGAUGCAGUCAGCGGAGGGAGUAUGGAGAACCAGAGAGAUGCAGUCAGCGGAGGGAGUACAGAGAACCGAGCUCAGGGCAAUGGGGCGAUGGCCUUGAGACGAGAGACAACGGCCAGGCUAUGGCCAGAGAGCCCUACAGUGAAUACCCCAGCAUGAGGAGGACUAGAGAAGGUUGGGAGGAGUAUGGUUCUUCCUCUGAUAUGAGCUUCAUCAUGGACCCAUCGUCCAGAGACUGGAGCGAAGAUUCAUUGAGGGGUAGCAGUGCUCCCUUCUCCCCAGACACAGAUGGGGACGUUGAUGGAGAUCCUGUGGAGCUCAGUGUGGAGGACCUGGAGCUCCUUCGUAAGAGGAUGGAGCUGGAGAUCAUAGAGGAACAGAUUGCCCGCAAAAAAGCUGUUCUUGCUAUGGAAUUGGUUGGACCUGAAUCAAAGGCCAUCCGUAAACAGAAGACGAAGGACAAGGACCUUGAAAUGUUAACAAAAAAUGUUUCCAAUAAGGAUGUUACUCUUAAAGAGAGGGUGAAUAGCAUUUUGAGAAAGCGGGCAUGGACCAAUGAAUGUCGCUCAAAGGAGGCUGCCAACCAGCAGGUCCCUCCCAAGCUUGUUCUCCAUCCGCCCAAAGUGGUCAAAAGCUUUGUGGAACGGAUGAACGAGUCCAUCCUGCACAAAGACAGCAUAGUGAAGGGCAGCCUUACCCUGGACAUCCAUGAAGAGGAGCAUCCUCUGAAACUCAAAGUGGAGGCUUUAUUGGAGCAGCGACGUAAUCCCACGGUGAAUAAGGAGGACAAAGCAGCCAAGGGCUUCCAGUACUUCCUCGAUGUCCUCAACAAAGGGGUGGACAUCGACAGGCUCUCAAAGAUUGUCAACAAUUUCAAGGAUUUACCCUCUAUGGGAGAGGAGCUACCACAAGGUCAGCCGCCUCCACUUGAUGGCCAGCCCGAGACCAACUCUAAGAGUGAGAGGAAGGUGCCCUCUCGCAAAAGGCGCUCCCGGUUUGAUGAGUUCCCGCUAGGUUGUUUCAAUAUACUCGGGGUUCAGCCCAAUCCGUUUGGGGAUCUGUUGCGUGAAGUGGUCCCAGCAGAUAGCGUUCUGCCACAGCACCGCAGUCUCUUACAAAGUGGAGGAGGAGAGAUUGGGCAACAUAGCCUUAGCUUGGGCUUCAUCCAGGCUAUGGAUAGCCCAAAAAACAAAAAGCCCAAGUCUACACAGGUGGAGGAGAAGAGGAAAGGGAGGCAUACGUCCAAGUCUCCACCUGUUGAGGAGAAGAGGAAAGGGAGGCAUAAGUCCAAGUCUCCACCUGUUGAGGAGAAGAGGAAAGGGAGGCUUAAGUCCAAGUCUCCACCUGUUGAGGAGACGAGGAAAGGGAGGCUUAAGUCCAAGUCUCCACCUGUUGAGGAGAAGAGGAAAGGGAGGCUUAAGUCCAAGUCUCCACCUGUUGAGGAGAAGAGGAAAGGGAGGCUUAAGUCCAAGUCUCCACCUGUUGAGGAGAAGAGGAAAGGGAGGCACAAGUCCAAGUCUCCACCUGUUGAGGAGAAGAGGAAAGGGAGGCUUAAGUCCAAGUCUCCACCUGUUGAGGAGAAGAGGAAAGGGAGGCUUAAGUCCAAGUCUCCACCUGUUGAGGAGAAUAGGAAAGAGAGGCCUGAGGAUGAGCAGAAAUACGGACAAAUCCAGAGCCUGCUGCAGACUAUUGGGCUGGAUCUGGGGGUGGAGGAGUUGGGCCGACUGAACGACAGGAUCCAGGAGAGGCUGUAUGGGAAGAAGAGAGACCUGGAGAAGAAGGUGGGCAAGAAAGAAAGCGUGUGGGGGGUUGAGAAAGAGGAGAGCAAGAAGGACAAAGAGGAGAGCAAGAAGGACAAAGAGGAGAGCAAGAAGGGCAAAGAGGAGAGCAAGAAGGGCAAAGAGGAGAGCAAGAAGGGCAAAGAGGAGAACAAGAAGGACAAAGAGGAGAGCAAGAAGGACAAAGAGGAGAGCAAGAAGGGCAAAGAGGAGAGCAAGAAGGACAAAGAGGAGAGCAAGAAGGGCAAAGAGGAGAGCAAGAAGGACAAAGAGGAGAGCAAGAAGGACAAAGAGGAGAGCAAGAAGGACAAAGAGGAGAGCAAGAAGGACAAAGAGGAGAGCAAGAAGGACAAAGAGGAGAGCAAGAAGGACAAAGAGGAGAGUGAGAAAGAUAAACAGGAGGAGGAAGAGGAGAGCGAGAAGGAGAAAGAGGAGAGCGAGAAAGGGAAAGAUAAAGAGGAGAAACUCCAACUCCAGCCCCCCUUGCCAUCGGUGGACCGCAGAAUACAAACGCUCUAG